UCUUAUUCCGAAGCCAAUGCGCCUCCCCCCGCUACACGAGAACCGAUCGUCGCCUCCUCCUCCUCCGCCUCCCAAAAAUCAAAAUAAAACAGAAAAAUUAAUAAAUAAUAAAAAAACUCGGCAAAGGAGCAUGACGAUGAUGGCGGUGAAGGGACGAACCCUAAACAGAAGUCAGAAGAGAAGAGCUUGAUCUCCGUCGACCACCGCUGACGUUGAUCAUGAAGAGGAGGACCUCCCUCGGCCUCGUCGCCCUGUUCACCGCCCUCGCCCUCGUCGUCACCAUCAAUCUCGAAUUCGAGCGCAUCAAGGUGGAUGCGCAGCGUGCCCAGCCUGUCGUGGCCUCCAAGGGUUCGUGGAGGAGCGUGCUCCAGGGCUUGCCCCACGGCAUCGUCGAAUCCUCCUCUGAUUUGGAGUUCAAAUCUCUGUGGCAGAGUUCCUCUUCUGGUUCUAGAAUAGCAGUGGAGAACACUAAUCACAGCUAUUCAACACUCUUGGCAAUGGCUGUUGGGAUUUCACAGAAAAAAAAUGUGGAUGCCACUGUUCGUAGAUUUUUACUAGGAAAUUGCUCCAUAAUACUCUUCCACUAUGAUGGAAAUACGGAUGGUUGGUGUGAUCUUGAGUGGAAUGACAAAGCAUUACACAUAGUUGCUCGUAACCAGACAAAAUGGUGGUUUGCCAAGAGGUUUCUUCAUCCAGAUGUUGUAUCUGUCUAUGACUACAUCUUUUUAUGGGAUGAAGACCUAGGAGUGGAUAAUUUCCACCUUGAUAGGUACUUGCAUUUAAUGUCUUCUGAAGGUCUGGAAAUAUCUCAACCAGCUUUGGAUCCUCGUCGCUCGGUUGAUAUACACCACCGGAUUACAGUCCGAAAUAGAAUGACAAAGGUUCACAGACGGGUUUACGACCAUCGUGGAAGUCUAAAGUGCUCUGAUGAAAGCCAGGGACCUCCAUGCACCGGAUGGAUAGAAGGGAUGGCUCCUGUCUUUUCUCGAGCUGCAUGGAAAUGUGUGUGGCAUCUCAUUCAGAAUGAUUUGGUACAUGGGUGGGGUUUGGACAUGAAGCUGGGUUAUUGUGCUCAGGGUGACCGAACCAAGAAAGUUGGGGUAAUUGACACCGAGUUCAUUGUUCACAAGGGAAUUCCCACUUUGGGAGGAUCUUCAAAGGUGAAAAACCCAAGAUCCUUGGACUUACGAACCCAUAUCAGAAGGCAGUCAACAUCUGAGCUUGAAACCUUCAAGGCACGCUGGAAUAAAGCUGUCAAGGAAGAUCGAGAAUGGGAACAUCGCGUACGAAAUUUAACAAAAAGGAAAAAAUGAUAAGUGGAUUUCUCACCUCCAUUCAAGGCCUCAAGUUUAAAGAGUCGCCAUUAUUUCUCUAUAAUGCGCGAGGGUAAUUUCAUUAGGCGAGUAUACAAACAGUUACAAUAGCUCCGCCCCUAGUCAGUUAUCAGCCAGUUCUUCUGUUACACAACGAUGCAGAUUUUGUUUUUUCCAGAGUUGAUUACAUAGAAGAACAUAUAGAAGAGGUUGCGUAACAUUGACUGAGUGGAGGCACAGAUGUCUAGCAAAGCAAGAAAUUCACACUAAUUCUUUAUUGAUAGUUUUAGUUUCUUCUAAUGCUAUAUAACAUAGUUAAGAAGUGAAAGGAAAUAUGAGAUGCUGCUGUUGUUGUCCCAUUAAUCGACUUCCAUUGUAUUUACCUUCAUUAUACCAUGUACCUUUUACCUUUUACAUAACCGUGUAGAAUUCUAUCUGAUUUUGAGCUGCUGUAGACAGUCGUAUAAUUCAAACAGUAUAUUUCUUUCCCUGAGAAAUGGGCUUGGAAGGUUGACAGUU
This is a messenger RNA of Zingiber officinale, 1832 nucleotides long. RefSeq lists its product as uncharacterized. The record is from RefSeq and is a predicted model, not a curated record. Lineage: Eukaryota; Viridiplantae; Streptophyta; Magnoliopsida; Zingiberales; Zingiberaceae. The transcript has 13 exons. The coding region runs from base 219 to 1313 and encodes 364 amino acids.